Messenger RNA from Triticum aestivum (bread wheat), 1913 nucleotides. Its product is annotated as ultraviolet-B receptor UVR8. The record is from RefSeq and is a predicted model, not a curated record. The coding region runs from base 182 to 1762 and encodes 526 amino acids. The transcript has 10 exons. NCBI's taxonomy places the organism in Eukaryota, Viridiplantae, Streptophyta, Magnoliopsida, Poales, Poaceae.
UGCUUCCAGCCUCACGCUCCGAAAGCAGGCGCCCGCUGCUCCCACUUCGCCAAGCCAAACCAACGCCAUCUCCCUCCCUCCAUCCCGUGUGGCCGCCAGCGAGCGAGAGUUCGAGAGCGAGGGCGAUCGAGGGUUCGAGACGGAGGCGGCAGCGGCGGCGAGUACGGGGAUUUUCGAGGAGAUGAACGGCGGCGGCGGCGGCGGCGGAGGAGGGGAGGUGGGCUUCGUGGGGGGAGGCGGGGAGGAGGAGGAGAUGGACGAGGACGGCGCGCGGGAGGCGGGGAAGGAGCAGGUGGUGCUGAUGUGGGGCUACCUCCCCGGCGUCUCGCCGCAGCGCUCCCCGCUGCUGGGCCCCGUGCCCGUCAGGCUGCCCCCCGCGGCGGCCGGCGACGCCUGGAGGGAUGUCUGCGGCGGCGGGUGCGGCUUCGCCAUGGCCAUCUCCGAGUCUGGAAAACUCCUCACCUGGGGCUCUACUGACGAUAUGGGUCAAAGUUAUGUGACGGCUGGGAAGCACGAGGAGACUCCAGAGGCUUUUCCUCUUCCUAGUGAUGUUGCGAUAGCGAGGGCUGAUGCUGGGUGGGCUCAUUGUGUUGCAAUAACCGAUGAAGGGGUUGUCUAUACAUGGGGUUGGAAAGAAUGUGUUCCAACUGGAAGGGUCAUUGCAGACCAAGCUUCAGUUGGAACUUUGGAAAAGGAUGAAAGACAGAGCGCAAUUGCCAACAACCAAGUGAGCCCCAGGUCACAGGUGUCUAGGACAAGCAGUGGAGCGGCAUCUGGUCCUUCUGAAAGUAGAGGUACCGAGGAGAGCACCAAGAGGCGACGGUUGUCUUCAGCUAAACAAGGAAAUGACAGUUCGACAUCUGGUGAUGAAAACCUUUCUGCACCACCUUGUGUUGUGACAUUUAAUACUGGAGUGAAAAUAACGGCAGUAGCUGCUGGUGGUCGCCAUACAUUAGCAUUAUCAGAUUUUGGUCAGGUAUGGGGUUGGGGAUAUGGAGGAGAAGGGCAACUGGGUCUGGGGUCCAGAAUUCGUACAGUUUCCUCCCCUCACCCUAUACCUUGCAUUGAAUCAACAUCGUACGGCAAGGAUCGGCUAUCAGCUAUGAAAGGCAACAAAAACGCUGAAGGACAAAUUAAUAAAGUAACAGGAAAUCGUGUGACGGCCAUUGCGUGUGGAGGCCGCCAUAGUGUUGUGGUAACGGAUUCAGGAGCACUUCUUGCAUUUGGGUGGGGACUGUACGGGCAGUGUGGACAAGGGAAUACAGAUGAUGUGUUGAGCCCAACAUGUGUAUCAGCUAUUCUGGGAGUCAAGAUGCAAGAUGUUGCCGCAGGGUUAUGGCAUACAGUAUCCAUAUCUGCAGAUGGUGAUGUCUAUUCGUUUGGAGGCAACCAGUUCGGGCAGCUGGGGAUUGGUUCUGAUCAAGCUGAGACUAUACCAAAACUGGUGGAUGCCCCCAGCUUGGAAAAUAAGAAUGCAAGAUCGGUGUCUUGUGGAGCUCGUCACAGUGCAAUAAUAACAGGUACUAUAUUGUUGAGACAUGGAAGUGACAGUUGCUGUAUUUCUUUGAUUCUAACACUUACGAAAUUUCCUACAGAUGAAGGCGAAGUCUUCUGCUGGGGAUGGAACAAGUACGGCCAGCUGGGCCUCGGCGACUCCAUGGACAGAAACGUGCCCUGCAUCGUCCCCGUGGAUGAGUACCACCUGCUGAACGUGUCGUGCGGCUGGUGGCACACCUUAGUGCUCGCGGAGUCCCCGACGUGAUGCCGAACCCCUAGCGAAGGAGGAGCCGAACUGCGCCCCGUAGGUCAGGUGACAAUUUUGUUAGGAGUUUGGUAGACCCAUCAUCCACCCAGGUCCCUUGUACAUACAUGAAUGACGGUGCAUACAGUGACAAUGUGUAUCCAUCUAUUAA